AUGGAGGAUUCACUCUUUUCUCAGAGAAGCAUCAGUAUUGCCAAGCUGGGCUCCAGUCCCAACUCUUGGAAGACUGAUUUCAUCUUAGCUUUCCUUUGUGGACUGGGGCUCUUUUUCCUGAUUCUCCCCUUCCUCAAAAACAACCCAUCCUAUUCACCACCUCAAAAAGAUAGAAAUACCAGAAAGCUUCAAAAGGAACCAAGACCAAGGAAAAGAAACCGAAAAAAUAGUGGAGCUUUAAAAGCUUGUAGAGAUUGCCUGUAUGAGCUGGAUGAGACUCGAAACUUAAUGUUCCUUCUACAGAGCAACACCUCAGGAAGAACAAUUCAAUUUGGGAAGAAUCCCAGUGGACACAAUCUCAAAGAGCUCAACUCCAAGUAACUCCUGUGUGGCAUCUCUAGUUGCAGCCAUGUCCACCUCAUCACAGAGCCAGUCCCAGCACCAGUACCUGCCCACCAUCUACACAGGCCUCCUUCUGGGGGGGCAUA
Erinaceus europaeus (western European hedgehog) is the source of this 488-nucleotide messenger RNA. Its product is annotated as spermatogenesis-associated protein 31E1-like. The transcript has 4 exons. Bases 1 to 381 code for a protein of 126 amino acids. The record is from RefSeq and is a predicted model, not a curated record. NCBI's taxonomy places the organism in Eukaryota, Metazoa, Chordata, Mammalia, Eulipotyphla, Erinaceidae.